AAUCAACAAUAAAAACACAUAAGACAAUUUGUGUGUGUUUACGUGUUGGGCUAAGCGGGUAAACCAUGUAUCGUUUACUGGUCUGCUUCAUUGCACCGUACCAGUGUUUACAAUGCCAGUCACCGAUCCUGGGCACAUUCUUUCAACUGUUGAGUGGAACUUUCAGCAACAGCGGUGACCCGGGGCGGUUUGACCCUGACUGUCCACAGGAUUUGAUUGAGGUUGAGUUUUUGCCAGUGCAAAUCAAGUCCAUGGAGAACUUUACGGGCGGGUUUACAAUCUUGUUUACUGAGAGAGUGAAUGGAGCUAUUUAUAGACUGGAGGUGCUCACUGUCAAGUUGGAUGUGGAUAGAGUCAUCCAUCUACAGCCAUACAACAUCACAGACAACACUGUGGUGCAGGGUGGUCAAGUUAACCGUACAUUACUCUCAGCCCUUGGCGUUGGAUCUUUUCAAACAAGGAGCGAGUGUGAGGUCAUCUACAGAGCUAUAGAGUCCAAUAAUUUCGUAGCAGCCUGGCCGGACUGUACUGGGCACUAUGGUGGGGAGUUGGCGACUUACACGAUCAGCCUCAGCUGUAAUGCCCUAUCGUUCGUGUCUGUGCUGGAUCUUUUCCAUGAGAAACCUUGCAACUUUCCCUAUGUCAUCUGGUUAAAAGAGAGAUUCCCCCUCCCCCCAAACAUGGUCUACAACAACCACGGGGGUGGGGAUCCAUGUAACUGCCCGGCGUCCUGACCUGCUCAACUACAGAUAGAGUAUAAAUAUUCGGCAUCGUUUAGUAUUUAGUUAAAAA
Molecule: messenger RNA, 792 nt
Organism: Physella acuta
Lineage: Eukaryota; Metazoa; Mollusca; Gastropoda; Physidae
Biological process (GO): protein-phycocyanobilin linkage
Molecular function (GO): lyase activity
Source: RefSeq, a predicted model, not a curated record